CUCCUGGCCGCUCUGUGUGAAGGCUCACACUGCUGCUUCUCAUACAACCCGCCGCUGGUGUUCUCCGUAUUGUGUCACCUACAUUGUCCGUAAAAGCGAGUCCCGAAUUUACAAAACAGGUGCCACUGUAGGUAGAAAGCGGGCAAACGCUGGUCUUGCGUAGUUUCCAUAAGCGUGUCAUUACAGAAUGGAGGCUAAUGUCAGGCAUUCGUGAAUGCUAGUGCUAACGCUGCUGUUUCCAUAGUGCGGAUCAUACUAUUACCGACGAAGGAAAUACAGAAAAAAAAAAGAAAUGUAACUUAAGUACAGAAAUAUGACUGUGUAUGUAGAUUAGUGAGUGUGGGCCCCAUAUCUGGUACCAGUGAUAUACCUGGAGGUGUAGCCGAGCACCACCUCGCUAUGACAGGUGUGUGGCUGCUGCUGCUCCUCGCCACCACACUCACCCACGCCAAGAUCAUACAGCCAAAGAAGGGACUCGAGUCAAGUCCGCUAACAGAAGUGGAGGCGCUGGAGGGUGGGCGGGCGCUACUCCCCUGUGACGUCACGCCGCCCCUCUCCACAGACGACACUAUUCUCGUCCUCUUCUACCGCGGCUCCUUCGGUACGCCCAUAUACAGUAUCGACGGACGUGAUGGUCCUGUUAGUGGAGGUCAACACUGGUCGUCCGAGGCAGCACUGGGUAACCGAGCCCACUUAGACCUUACCACCCGUCCUCCCGGUCUGGUGGUUCAACCAGUACUGGCCUCAGACCACGACCAGUACAGGUGUCGGGUUGACUACCGCUCCCACCCCACUAGGAAUGUCCGCGUCCAGCUGCGCGUUGUUGUGCCGCCGCGGAGGUUGACGGUGGUGAGUGAGGCGGGACUGGAAGUGAGCGGCGUCAUCGGGCCCUACCCCGUCGACUCCUCCCUCACCCUACACUGCAGGGCUGAGAACGGACGACCCCCUCCUUUGGUAACGUGGUGGACUAAGACGACCCUGCUGGACGACUCGAGUGAAGAAAGACGAGGGGAUGUUAUCCUGAACACCUUGACUCUGCCUACCCUCACCCGAGCUGACCUGUAUCGUGUUAUCACUUGUCAGGCUGUCAACUCCAAGCUCUCGGUUCCCAUGGCGGUGAGCCUCACUAUUGACAUGACAUUUCCACCAAUCAGUGUUAAGAUCGCGGUGCCGCUUGACAGUCUAGCUGAGGGUCAACGGUACAAGAUGGUGUGUGAGUCGUCAGGCAGUAGACCCAAGGCUGACAUCACUUGGUGGAAGGACGGCAUGCUGAUGACAGACGCCACUUUGCAGGUGUACCAAGAAGGUAAUGUGAGCCGGUCCACGCUGCAGCUGACACCCACACUGGCAGACCACGACACUUAUAUUUCGUGUCGGGCUGAGAACCCCCUAUUGACAGCUCAAGUUAUUGAAGACGUCCUCAAGCUUGACGUGCGCUACAAACCGAGACUGUCCUUGGCGGCUGGACAGAACUUGGACAUGGAGGACAUCAAGGAGGGCGACGACGUUUACUUCGAGUGUGGUAUCCAGGCCAACCCUAGAGUCUACAAAGUCCAGUGGUUUCAUAACGGCCUGGAGCUGAGCCACAAUGUGUCAGCGGGAGUGAUAAAAAGUAACCAGAGUUUGGUGCUGCAGCGAGUCAGUCGGGAUUCCACUGGGGAGUAUACUUGUUCCGCGGCCAACCUGGAGGGUUCUGGGGACUCCAACGCCGUCCAUCUUAGUGUCAAGUUCGCUCCCACGUGUCGGCCGAGUCAGAAGGUGGUGUACGGUGCAGGGAAGCACGAGCAACUCAAUGUUACCUGCAGUGUCGAGGCCCAUCCAGAGCCCACCACCUUCAGAUGGGCGUUCAACAGCUCGUCAGAAGUGAUGGAGAUUCCUGGUAGUAAAACGUGGGUGCUGGGUGAUGGUGUCAGCCAGGUAUCCUAUACACCUCGCACACACCUGGACUACGGAUCCCUCCUCUGCUGGGCCACCAAUGACGUCUCCAGACAGAACCAACCUUGCAUCUAUCACAUCAUACACGCCUCGCCCCCUGAUCCUGUCAACAACUGCACUGUAGAGAACAUCAGCUCGACGAGCGUGGGCGUGAGGUGUCAAGCGGGGUGGGAUGGCGGGCUCACCCAGACCUUCACUCUCUCCGUCAGUCACGCCCGCGCUCAUACCCGCGGCCACGACACCAAGAAGGCCCCACGGGUCCUGGCCAACACCUCCACCUCCCCUCGACCAGAGUUUAAUUUGGCGGGGCUUCAGGCUGGGACCGAGUAUGUCCUCACUAUCCUGGGUGUCAACAAGAAGGGGCAGAGUGAACCCGUCAGACUGGCUAUAUUUACCCUGAAGGAUGUGGCUGAGAAGCGUACCAGCCCAGGUGUAGGGAUGGUGAACCUGACGCCUAUAGUGGGUGUGGUGGUGGGUGUGGUGACAUCGGUGGUGGUGACAUGUGUGGUAAUAGUGGUAGUGGUGAAGUCACGUCGUCGGCGAGUGUCCCGGCCUGAGGUGAAGAUGGUGUACGACAAAGCGUCCAGUAGCCCCUCACAGCUCAGGGGCCAAGAGGAACCCCCAGACAGUGACGACCAAAACCCUGACCUGAUCCCUGUCAACCAUGACCAGCAGAUGAAGGACACGACCCAGGAGUACAGUGAAGAGGCUCUGACCGACACCCAGCCGCAGGAACCCGACCACCUCCACCACCUGCAGCGGCACGAACUACAGCACCACGAUAUGCAACUACAUGAACUGCAACAGAAUGAUUUACAGGACGAUUUCAAACAAAACGACCUGCAGAGUGACCUGCAACACAGUGACCAGCAGGAUGAUUUGCAACAACAUGAUGUGCACCAACGUGACUUGCAGGACGACCUUCAGAAUAACCUGCAACAUCGGGACCCACAGGGUGAAAUACAGCAGCAUGAUAUACAUCAGUACGACCUGCAGCAACACGAUCCGAUGAUGAAAGAGCCUUACGGGCCCUACUACAUGAACCCCAGCAGGCUCCUCCGGCAGGCCUCAUUGCCCACGAGGGAGGGCGACCCACUGCUGCUGCUGGGCCGCUCGCUGGUGGCUUCCACGCCCACGGGCUGCAUCAUGCAACCCACCACCUACCCCCACGACCUAGCUUCAAGUCAUGCCCUCCCAACCUACCCCCACGACAUGUCUUCCACACCCACCUCCCCGUCAUACCCACACGAUAUGUCGUCCAUGCAGGCGCCCCUGACCUACCCCCGUGACAUGUCUUACACCCCUACCCCCCCCUCCUUCCCCCGGGGACAGUCCCUCCUACCACUCUCUUACGCUCAUCACCUCUCUACUACAACACUUCCCAAGUCCUACUCCCGCGAUAUGGGCUCCUCCUCAUCAUAUGCUCAGGGUCUUCCUUCACGUUCCUACGCCCACCACCGUCUUAGCCUGGGCAGGAACGACCUUUUGUCUUUAGAGCGGGUAACUCCUUCCUUCUCAUCUACACGACGCGGGUCGGCGUCCACCGUGGCCCUCAACCCCGACCAUGAGUCUCCCCUCCCCAUCGGCCCGCUGGCCAGUCCUCUCGGGAGGGCUGAAGACAUCAACUCCAGUCAGCGGGAGAGUUCGGUGUAGUUCCCGAGUCGUCAGAGCUGUCGGGUCCUCAGACUUAAACAGUCAGGAUUCAGAUCAUCUCAGAUAAGUAGAUCAUCACCAGCAGCCAUGGCCUGCAGCUGAAACAUCACGGAAAUGCAGCUGCAGUAAUCACCAGAAACAGCAGCUGCAACAGUUACCAUGGCCAGGAGCUGCACCGGUUUACAAAGUCAGCAGUUGCUGCAAUCUACAGGGUCAGCAGAUGCACCGAUCUCCUGGGUCAGCAAGUGCACCAACAUACAAGUCAACAGCUGCACAGAUCUCCAAGCCAACAGCUUCACAGAUCUCCAGGACCAACAGCUUCACAGAUCUCCAGGCCAACAGCUUCACAGAUCUCCAAGCCAACAGCUGCACAGAUCUCCAGGCCAACAGCUGCAUUACUAUCUGAGGACAGCAUCGGCACAAAUCUUACAACAACAAACAAACAUUUUAUAAUUAUUUGUAAAUGUUAAUAAAAAAAAAAAACUUUCUGAUAACUAUGUGCAGUAGCGAGAAUCACGAUGACAUAUAAUCCUCCUGCUGUGAGAGACCAUUGAUGGAUACACCCUUACAAAGACUUAUUUUUAGCUAUUCAGAAAGAAACAAGAAGGUGAGUCUCAUCAAUAUUUUAUAUCAGAAAAGACAAAGGACACAGAAUCUCCCCUUGACAAUGAUGUGGAUAUUUGUGUUCAGGAAAUAAUAUUUUCGUGGGAGAAAUAUGUCAUUUCCUUCUAGAGAGGAAACUUGGCGUAAAAAAAGGGGGGGGUGGGUGGGAGUGAGGGAAGCUCGUCACUAGUUUCCGCGGUGACGAGGUUUACUGUACAGUGGUAGGGUAUGUGUGGUGUGUAGAGGAUCCUUCAUCAGCACUGAGGGAGCAAGGUGUUGUUAUGGUGUUGCUGACUGACUGACUGACUCUAUCUAGCCUGCCAACCAGCCAACCUCUUUUGAUUGUUGUUUUCUCUCUCUCUCUCUCUCUCUCUCUCUCUCUCUCUCUCUCUCUCCUUUUGUAUGUCUUUCUCUCUUCAUUAUCCAGUACUUGUCUGCUCUUGAAUAAAGAUAAAUGUAGUA
Molecule: messenger RNA, 4653 nt
Organism: Homarus americanus (American lobster)
Lineage: Eukaryota; Metazoa; Arthropoda; Malacostraca; Decapoda; Nephropidae
Product: nephrin-like
Exons: 17
Coding region: 400-3588 (1062 amino acids)
Molecular function (GO): protein binding
Source: RefSeq, a predicted model, not a curated record